Molecule: messenger RNA, 2892 nt
Organism: Knipowitschia caucasica
Lineage: Eukaryota; Metazoa; Chordata; Actinopteri; Gobiiformes; Gobiidae
Source: the annotation of a GenBank genome assembly
AUGGCUACCGCUGCAAAACAAGCCCCAAAAACUGGCUCCAAAUCCUCCGCAGGGGCCUCGGGGGCGGCUGCUACCCCCGCGGCCCCUCCGGUCAUCCCGCUGGCCUCGCCUCUCAUGGGGAAGAAGAAGAAGCCGUUCCUGGGGAUGCCCGCGCCGCUGGGAUACGUGCCUGGUCUGGGAAGAGGUGCAACUGGCUUCACCACUCGGUCUGAUAUCGGUCCCGCUCGAGACGCCAAUGAUCCGGUGGAUGAUCGCCAUGCUCCUCCUGGGAAGAGGACAGUUGGGGACCAAAUGAAGAAAAGCCAAGAGGAGGAUGAAGAAGAUCUCAACGACACAAACUAUGACGAGUUCAAUGGAUACGCAGGCAGCUUGUUUUCCAGUGGGCCUUAUGAGAAAGACGACGAGGAAGCAGACAUGAUCUAUGCCGCUCUAGACAAAAGGAUGGAUGAAAGACGGAAAGAAAGAAGGGAACUGAGAGAAAAAGAAGAAAUUGAGAAAUAUCGUAUGGAGCGUCCCAAAAUCCAGCAGCAGUUUUCAGAUUUGAAGAGGAAGUUGUCAGAGGUGUCAGAGGAGGAGUGGCUGAGCAUCCCUGAAGUGGGAGAUGCCAGAAACAAGCGCCAGAGGAACCCUCGUCAUGAGAAGCUCACCCCGGUCCCUGACAGCUUCUUCUCCAAACACUUGCAGACCGGACAGGACCACACGAGCGUGGACCCUCUGCAGGGGCUUGGAGGACUGAACACUCCGUUUCCUGGCGGCAUGACUCCUGCUUCAGGAGAUCUGGACAUGAGGAAGAUCGGUCAGGCCAGAAACACUCUGAUGGACAUGAGGCUCAGCCAGGUGUCCGACUCGGUGAGCGGACAGACUGUGGUGGAUCCUAAGGGCUACCUCACUGACCUGAACUCUAUGAUCCCCACACACGGAGGAGACAUCAGUGAUAUUAAAAAAGCCAGACUGCUGCUUAAGUCUGUGAGGGAGACCAACCCUCAUCACCCUCCCGCGUGGAUAGCAUCUGCCAGACUGGAGGAGGUAACGGGGAAACUUCAAGUGGCCAGAAACUUGAUUAUGAAGGGCACAGAGAUGUGUCCUAAGAGUGAGGAUGUGUGGCUGGAGGCUGCCAGGCUGCAACCAGGCGACACGGCCAAGGCUGUGGUGGCUCAGGCAGUUCGCCAUCUUCCAGGGUCAGUGCGAAUCUACAUCAGAGCUGCUGAGCUGGAAACUGACGUCAGAGCCAAGAAAAGAGUCCUGAGAAAAGCUCUGGAGAAUGUGUCCAAAUCAGUGCGACUGUGGAAGACUGCCGUGGAGCUUGAGGAGCCAGAAGAUGCUAGAAUCAUGCUGAGCAGAGCUGUAGAAUGCUGUCCUACAAGUGUGGAGCUUUGGCUCGCUCUGGCUCGGUUAGAGACCUAUGAAAACGCUCGCCGUGUUUUGAACAAAGCUCGAGAGAACAUCCCCACCGACCGCCACAUCUGGAUCACGGCCGCGAAGCUGGAGGAGGCCAACGAGAACACGCAGAUGGUGGAGAAGAUCAUCGACAGAGCCAUCACCUCUCUGCGAGCCAAUGGAGUGGAGAUCAACAGAGAGCAGUGGAUUCAGGAUGCAGAGGAGUGUGAUAAGGCGGGCAGCGUGGCCACAUGCCAGGCUGUGAUCAGGGCGGUCAUUGGGAUCGGCAUUGAAGAAGAGGAUUGUAAACACACCUGGAUGGAGGAUGCAGACAGCUGUGUCGCCCAUGGAGCGCUGGAGUGCGCCAGGGCCAUCUACGCUCACGCUCUCCAAGUUUUCCCCAGCAAGAAAAGUGUUUGGCUCCGGGCUGCAUACUUUGAAAAGAACCAUGGCACAAGAGAGUCUUUGGAGGCCCUUCUGCAGAGGGCUGUGGCUCACUGCCCCAAAGCUGAGGUGCUGUGGUUGAUGGGAGCCAAGUCCAAAUGGCUGGCUGGAGAUGUGCCCGCGGCCAGAAGUAUUCUGGCUUUGGCUUUUCAGGCAAACCCAAACAGUGAAGAGAUCUGGUUGGCUGCAGUCAAACUGGAGUCUGAAAACAAUGAGUACGAACGAGCACGUCGACUUCUGGCCAAGGCCCGCAGCAGCGCACCUACGGCUCGGGUCUUUAUGAAGUCUGUAAAGUUAGAGUGGGUUCUUGGAAACAUCGAAGCCGCCCAUGACUUAUGCACUGAAGCUCUCAAACACUACGAGGACUUCCCCAAACUGUGGAUGAUGAGGGGUCAGAUCGAAGAGCAGUGUGAGAACACUGACAAGGCCCGGGAGGCGUACAACCAGGGGCUUAAAAAGUGUCCUCAUUCGAUGCCGCUGUGGAUACUGAUGUCUCGUCUUGAAGAAAGAGUGGGUCAGCUAACCAGAGCAAGAGCAAUUCUCGAAAAGGCUCGUCUCAAGAACCCACAGGCGCCUGAGCUUUGGUUGGAGUCGGUAAGACUAGAAUUCCGGGGUGGAUUGAAAAACAUUGCAAGCACAUUGAUGGCAAAGGCCCUGCAAGAGUGUCCAAAUUCAGGUAUUCUGUGGUCUGAGGCUGUGUUUUUAGAGGCUAGACCCCAGAGGAAAACCAAGAGUGUGGACGCUUUGAAGAAGUGUGAACACGAUCCUCAUGUGCUGCUGGCUGUGGCAAAAUUGUUCUGGAGCGAGCGCAAGAUCACCAAAGCCAGAGAGUGGUUUCUCAGAACGGUGAAGAUCGAGCCAGACCUGGGAGAUGCCUGGGCACUUUUUUACAAGUUUGAAAUGCAACACGGCACAGAGGAGCAACAGGAGGAGGUGCGUAAGAGGUGUGAGAAUGCCGAGCCUCGUCACGGGGAGCUGUGGUGUGCAGAGUCUAAACAUGUCCUGAACUGGCAGAAAAACAUCGGAGAGAUUCUUACUCUAGUUGCCAGCAAGAUCAAGAACACUUUUUGA